AUCACUACGCCCAUGGCAAAAAGCCUCUCUGUUGCCAGGCUGGGCCGUGCGCUCUCCGCAGAGCGCCUCGCUCUCCCGGGAACUGGGUGGACGGCGGACUCGGGCGGUCGCCGGGCUGCCUCUCCGGCUGCGGACGUCCACAGCUGCCCGGCAGCUGCAGCACGAGGGAGCGGGCGCUCUGCUGCUGUACGCUCGUCCUACCGGCGUGUGCAGAGAUGGAGAAAACAGCUUGCUCAGCAGCUUUUGUGAUGCGUUUGCCCCUUCUCGCGGGACAGAUGAGCCUGUUGCCCUGUAGUUACGCAGCACCUCUGCUCUGAACCUGGACCUGGCAAAAGGCCAUCUGACGCAGCGGGGGCAGGCUUGAACAAGGACAAGAAAGAGAAGACGCCGGGAGGACACCAGGGCUGCACUGGAGAACGACCGGGCGACAGACUGCUUAACUUUGGCCGACGGAGCCCGUUGGUGAUUGGAUGCUUCCUCAGAAGUGACAGGGAGGAUCUUCUGUCUGCGCAGGGCGUUUCCGUUCCCGCGUAGUCUGCUCUGACUAUAAAAGCCCGCGCUCAGCAUCUGUGAUUCAAACGGCAAAAUGAAGUUGAAAAGGAAGAAGGAAGGGAGCUCCGACCCCAGUGAGGGUCGGAAGGGGAAAAUGACACUUUUGCUUGCCGCGGUAACGCUGAUAUCCACCUUUGGAUCAUCCUUCCAGUAUGGCUACAAUGUCUCUGUGAUCAAUUCUCCAGCCCCGUACAUGCAAGCCUUCUACAACAAAACCUACCUGGAGAGGACUGGAAAACCUAUGGGCAGCAACUUCCAGACGCUGCUCUGGUCCCUCACCGUGUCCAUGUUCCCCCUGGGAGGCUUCUUUGGGUCGCUCAUGGUGGCGCCUCUGGUUAACAGGUGUGGCCGAAAGGGUACCUUGCUGAUAAAUAACCUCUUCUCCAUUGCUGCUGCAAUCCUUAUGGGCACCUCAGAGGUAGCAAAAACCUUUGAAGUAAUCAUCCUUUCCCGUGUUAUCGUGGGAAUAUACGCUGGCCUGGCCUCCAAUGUGGUUCCCAUGUACCUGGGAGAAGUGUCCCCCAAAAAUCUGAGAGGUGCUGUUGGGGUAGUGCCCCAGCUCUUUAUCACCAUUGGCAUCCUUAUAGCUCAGAUCUUUGGUCUCCAGAGCAUCCUUGGGAAUGCCGAAGGCUGGCCACUGCUGCUGGGGCUCACCGGGAUCCCAUCACUAAUUCAGCUCCUUAUACUGCCCUUUUUCCCUGAGAGUCCCAGAUACCUGCUGAUACAGAAGGGCAAUGAAGAGCAAGCACGGCAAGCUCUGCGGAAGUUGAGAGGCUGGGAUGAUGUAGAUGAUGAGAUAGAAGAAAUGCGCCAGGAAGACCGGUCAGAAAAGGAAGGCGGGCAUUUCUCUGUGCUCAACCUGUGCACCUUCAGAGGCUUGCGAUGGCAGCUCAUCUCCAUCGUUGUCAUGAUGAUGGGCCAGCAGCUCUCUGGGGUUAAUGCGGUCUUCUACUACGCGGACAGAAUCUUCUUGUCGGCAGGCGUGGACGACAAUAACGUUCAGUACGUCACUGUCUCAACAGGUGCCGUCAACGUUGUCAUGACUUUCGUUGCUGUUUUCAUUGUGGAGUCACUGGGGAGGAGAAUCCUUCUCCUUGCUGGCUUUGGAUUGUGCUGUGUCUUCUGUGCGGUGUUAACACUGGCCCUCAAUCUCCAGACAACUGUCUCGUGGAUGUCCUACCUCAGCAUAGUGUGUGUCAUUGUUUACAUCACGGGACAUGCUAUCGGAGCCAGUCCAAUUCCCUUUGUGAUGAUCACGGAGAUGUUCCUGCAGUCAUCCCGGCCUGCAGCGUUCAUGGUGGGUGGAUCUGUGCACUGGCUGUGCAACUUCACCGUGGGGCUUGUGUUCCUCUAUAUGGAGGCUGGACUGGGGGCCUACUGCUUCCUCAUCUUCUGUGCCAUCUGCCUGGCCACUGUAGUUUACAUCUUCAUUAUUGUCCCCGAGACGAAGAACAAAACCUUCAUGGAAAUCAACAGAAUCAUGGCCAAGAGAAACAAGGUGGAGAUUCAGGCAGAAAAAGAAGAGCUCAAGGACUUCCAGACAGUUCCAGAGGGGCAGGCAGAGAAGCAAGUAGUCUCCAACACUCAGCUGUGACACAGCCCAGCAUUUGGCCUGUCCCAGGCACGUUCAGGAUGUUCUCUCACGCUCUCUCUGCUCAGUGAGAGAAUAGCUAUGUGGCUUGAUCUCAACCUUAAUUCAGACUUUUUGCACACUUCGCACAGCAGGAGCAGUUUCCAAAGAAGCCUGAGCUGAUGCCAAGCCUUAGCUGCUCGGUAUUCUCUGGGACGGGGAGAGAGAAUCAGUUGUGCUGAGAGAUGCUUUGUUAGAUGGGCUGAUAAUAGCGUUUAUCCUGUCAACUCUUGUCCUCCUUUUAUAUGCUUCACAGGACUGUAAAACUGGGAAGGCAUAUCACCCUUGCCCUGCGCACCAAACUGUCCUUCAAAUCAAAUUUAGUCCUCAACUGUUGCUGGAAGGUCCUGCUAGAGAUUUUUCCGUGUGGCUCGGAGUCUUCCUCUGGAUUCUGGCUGAUGCUUAUUCCCAGUCAGUCCAUACUCGUUUGCUCCUGUGCCACCCCAGUCUUUGGAAAUGGCUCGUUUCCCUCUCUGGUGUUUACACUUCAGCUGACAAGGAGCAACGGUUCCUCUCCUACUCCCCUAAUGACCCCCGUGCCCUUUCUCUGUAGCUGUGACAGCUGGAGCUCAUUCUCUCUCAAGAGGUACAUGGUCCUGAAGGCCAGAAGAACCGCACUGCUGUGUUGCCGGGGUUGAAUUCAGGCUGAUUCCAGUGCACUGACUGCACUUCUGUGGCCUGUUUCCAGCUGUGCCCAUUGUGUGUUUGCACCUCUGUUUUGGGGCUCUUAUAGUGAGUUGCUUGAAGUUGGAGUUUUCCAAAGAGCUUGGCUCUCAGGUGUCUGAAACCUGUUCCAAACUCAGGGAAAAAAACAACCAAACAACCAAAAAAGAAAUUUUGAAAAAGUCUAGUGGUCCUUCUAAUGUGUCUUCUGAGGGCACAGCUCCACCUGAAGGCUGAGCUGUUUGGGGAAAGCUCUGAGUCCAGACAACUCGUGCUGGCUCUCAGAAGAAAAUAGAGUGCACGCAAGAAAUGAAGGAGUUCUUAAAAUAUUUAUUGGUUUAAUGUUUCUAGGGUUAAUUACAGCAUAACGUAACAUGGGGAAAUUCAAUUAAAUUAAUGUUUGUGCAGGGCUGCUGCCCUCUAGGGGGGGAAAAGACCGAAUUCUUCAACAGCCUGGUGCUGACUUUGUAUUCUUGAUGGAGACAGUCCUUCACGUGAUGUACUUCUGUACCCUCAGUUUCAUACUCAACCUUCUCUUGUUUCUUACUCAACCUUCUGGCUUUACCCUCGAACUUCUCUUGUGAUGUACACCUGUUGAAAAGAUGCUGCUUCCCUGCUCAGUCUCUGCAUCCAUUCACAGAAGAGGAGAUGUGCAGGGAUGGUGAGAAAUUGAGCCUGGGGAAAGGGUGCAUGAGAUAGAUUUUGCUUGAAGAGGGGGUUCCUUUGACCAAAGAGAGCAGCUCUCUGGCGUGUGGGAGGAAGAUGGAUGCAUGGGGCAUUUCAUUUUGUAGGGUGUCCGGUGCCCUAAAGCAACCUUCUGGGAGGGAUUUGACAGUGCAAGGUGCUGGAGCGUGCUGAGUUCUGCUCUGUUCUUUCCCUCUGUCACACUGAUGGAGGCCUCACCUCCAACUACUGUACCUUCUUGGAAAGAAGCCUAGAGCACUAAGUAGGUGCCUAGCAAACCUAUACAGAGCAGAAGGAGAGACGAGCAAUUAAUCAAAAAUAAAUACAUGGAGCAAGCUUCCCUUCUCAAGUGUCGCA
Molecule: messenger RNA, 3886 nt
Organism: Dromaius novaehollandiae (emu)
Lineage: Eukaryota; Metazoa; Chordata; Aves; Casuariiformes; Dromaiidae
Product: solute carrier family 2, facilitated glucose transporter member 5-like
Exons: 12
Coding region: 587-2146 (519 amino acids)
Biological process (GO): monosaccharide transmembrane transport
Cellular component (GO): plasma membrane
Molecular function (GO): hexose transmembrane transporter activity
Source: RefSeq, a predicted model, not a curated record